Mesocricetus auratus (golden hamster) is the source of this 1732-nucleotide messenger RNA. It is a transcript of the gene Cend1, whose product is annotated as cell cycle exit and neuronal differentiation 1. Gene Ontology annotation, biological process: radial glia guided migration of cerebellar granule cell; cerebellar granular layer maturation; cerebellar Purkinje cell differentiation. The record is from RefSeq and is a predicted model, not a curated record. NCBI's taxonomy places the organism in Eukaryota, Metazoa, Chordata, Mammalia, Rodentia, Cricetidae. Bases 253 to 702 code for a protein of 149 amino acids. The transcript has 2 exons.
CCUGCCCCUCCCCUUGCCGCUGGUCCUCCUGGUCCUGCGCCCGGAGUGGUGCAUUAUGGGAAACUCCUGAGCACUCCUCGGUAUCUGCAGCCGCCGCCCGCUGUCAUCCCACCCGCGGGAGUGCGCAGCGAGAAGCUGGAGGUUCGAAGGAAGACACCCAUAUAAUGCCCAGAGGUGAGCUGUCCUGAGACAUUGUGAUCCAGCCGCCUGCCAGUCCCACAAGCCCCGAGCCAGCUGCCGGCACAAAUCGCCAUGGAGUCCCGAGGAAAGUCAGCCAGCAGCCCCAAGCCAGACACGAAGAUGCCUCAGGCCACAGCUGAGGCCAAGGGCACUCCAGCUGCUGAUGGGAAAGCCCCCUCGACCAAGCCUGUGAAGAAGGACACCCAAACAGAGAAGCAGGAGCAACCAACAGCCCCUGGGCCAGCUACUGCCAAGAAGACACCGGCCAAGGCAGACCCUGUACUUCUCAACAAUCACAGCAACCUGAAGCCAGCCCCCGCAGUGCCCACAGCCCCCAGCAGUCCUGAUGCAACCUCAGAGCCAAAGGGUCCUGGGGAUGGGGCAGAGGAAGAUGAGUCCAACACUGGAGGCCGAGGUCCCUGGCCUUGUGAGAACUUGACCCCUUUGCUAGUGGCUGGGGGUGUGGCUGUGGCCACCAUGGCCCUAAUUCUUGGUGUGGUCUUCCUAGCCCGGAAAAAAUGAUGCCUGGUGUCCAGGUGGGGGCACAGAGCCACUUUCUGUACAGACCUGAAUAUAUAGUGCAUGCAAGGUCUUAGAUACUUAUCUAUACAUACACACAUACAUCAUACACACACACAUACACAUACACACACGUAUAUGUAUGCUACAUACAUCCAUGCAGCAGGAGAGAGAGAGACAGUGAGCCCACUUCCACUGACCCCAGCACAUUAUUUCCCAAGUCCUGGGGCAAGAGCCCAGCCCUGCAGUUUGCAGGAAGCACUAGCAUGGGGCAGAGGGGAUAGCCUGAACUAAACAACCAGGAACAGAUGCUGGGUAUGGCCUCUGAAAGCUAAGUGGUGGAGUAGGCUGGCCCUGUAGGGACAUUAAAGGGCAUGGCUGUUUUACUCCCCUACUUCUCUUUUGUGCAGCUGGGGGCAGUCUGUCUGGGCCUGACACAGGGGGACUGACCCGAGGUGUGAAUCAGAUCUGCAGAGCUACCUCUGCCCACUGUCCCUGUCCUGGCUGAGUGGAAAUAAAGCUUAACAACUAAAUUUGGGGUGGGAUCCUCCCUUCCCUUUUUCAAUAUGUGCCCCAGGAGAGCUCCUGAGGCUAGGACCACCUUACCCCAUGCCCAGAGCAGCAAUUUCUUUUUUGUUUUUUUGGAGGGGUGGGGGGGUUGAAAAACUGGCGGGGAGGUAGGAAAUAUGGAGGAUCCAUAUUAUAGUUACACCAGCCCAAUACCCCUUAACAGACUGCCCUUGCCUGCCUGCACCCAACACCCCCUUGAGUCUAACAGCGUAUAAAUGCAAUAACACAGGUAGAGUAGAACUGCCCAGUGGGUGACGACCACCCACUGCCUGCAGGAAGACCUGCUGUGCAGCCCCUCCUUAGUGUGGCUGGCCCCAGCUUGCCCCUUGGUGUGGUGACAGCGGGCAGGUUUCCAGAAGGCUGCAGUGGGUUCUAAGGAAACAUUGCCCUCACCUGGCCAGUGACUGUAGGGACCUUGGGCCUGAGUGGAGGCUGAGUUUGAAAUAAACUGUUACAAUAUAAA